UGUCAACAUGAUGGCUGUGGUCGAUCCUUCACUCGCCCUUAUAACUUGACCUCUCAUAUGCGCACUCACACAUCUGAACGCCCUUAUGCUUGCUCUCACUGUGGUCGACGAUUUGCUAGACAACACGACCGCAAUAGACAUGAGAAGUUACAUUGGGGUAUCCGUCCUUACGCUUGUCAUCAUUGUCACAAGUCCUUUGCUCGUAUGGAUGCUCUGAACAGACAU
Messenger RNA from Rhizopus microsporus ATCC 52813, 225 nucleotides. RefSeq lists its product as uncharacterized. Lineage: Eukaryota; Fungi; Mucoromycota; Mucoromycetes; Mucorales; Rhizopodaceae. Gene Ontology annotation, biological process: regulation of transcription by RNA polymerase II. The transcript has a single exon. Gene Ontology annotation, cellular component: nucleus. The annotation marks the transcript as partial. Gene Ontology annotation, molecular function: RNA polymerase II cis-regulatory region sequence-specific DNA binding; DNA-binding transcription factor activity, RNA polymerase II-specific. The record is from RefSeq and is a predicted model, not a curated record.